This is a messenger RNA of Tribolium madens (black flour beetle), 571 nucleotides long. RefSeq names its product oxidoreductase-like domain-containing protein 1. Bases 151 to 501 code for a protein of 116 amino acids. The record is from RefSeq and is a predicted model, not a curated record. NCBI's taxonomy places the organism in Eukaryota, Metazoa, Arthropoda, Insecta, Coleoptera, Tenebrionidae. Gene Ontology annotation, cellular component: mitochondrion. The transcript is spliced from 2 exons.
UUUAAACAUUUCAACCACGUGCCUAUUACGUCAUAAACGUCAAAAUUUUUACAAAAAUCCACCAAAUGUGACCUUUUUAUCGGACGCAAUGACCGGAAAUGCGCUCCAAGAGACGCAUCCCGAUUAGGUGCAUUUAUUUUUAAGUUAUGAAUGAAGCGCGCUUACAUAACCUCACUUUUCAAGUUUCGCACAAUGGGGGUACUCAAAAUAGUGUCAACAAGGCGUUCUUUGCGAAGUUCCGUCCCUAACCUAACUUUCUUCUGUCGCAAGUGUCACAAUGAAAAAGGCCAAAAAAAUGGGGACUUCCCCGAAGAACCGACAACGUGCUGCAUGUCAGGCUGUCCGAACUGCGUUUGGCUGGAAUACGCGGAAAAAUUGAGUCAAUUGUACAAAGAUGGGGGCGAAAAGGCUGUGAAACAAAUUAACGAAAAAGUCACCGACCCCAAUAUCAGGGCGUUUUUAUUGCACGAAUUGAGAAUGAGGAAAGGGAAAAGUGAUUAAACCGCUAGAAACGUUAUUAUAAAGAGUUUGAUUUUGUUAUAUCACCGAUUACAUAACCUUAUAUUUAUUA